Messenger RNA from Tarenaya hassleriana, 1498 nucleotides. RefSeq lists its product as uncharacterized. The transcript is spliced from 3 exons. Lineage: Eukaryota; Viridiplantae; Streptophyta; Magnoliopsida; Brassicales; Cleomaceae. The coding region runs from base 398 to 1228 and encodes 276 amino acids. The record is from RefSeq and is a predicted model, not a curated record.
AUGGAACUCAAAGCCGUAGUUUUCCGUUGGAAACAGGAAAAGAGAGGAGAAAGUUUCCGACUUUUUCUGAAAUUAGAGCUUUGUCACAAAGAGGAAAUCUCCCUCGGUUUUCGUCAGUGGCAGGGACUGUCUAUAAAUCCAAUUGAGACUAUGCCGAUUGAAUAGUGCCAUGGAUGGAUGGUUGUUCCAAGGCCGGAUACCGGCGCAACACCGUUUAUGAACUGAAGCCUCUGCUUCCUCGAGAGGCUUCGACCAGUUGGAUACUGUUCCAGCUGUAACAAGAUAUUGUAUAUAAAUACAUAAUGUGAAGGGAAAAAGGCCAAAAAAAGCCCUAGGGAGAAGGGGAAAAAAAAGGGACCUUUCUUCUUCCUCCGCUCCGACUGGACUACCUGAUACUAUGGCUUCUGCAGAAGAAGUAGCGGUCUUCGCUGAAACUAACUUGGGAACCCACAUCGCCAUGGCGGUUCCAGUAGAUAUCACAGCAGGGGAUUUCAAGAGACGGCUCGAGAAAACACAUGCUAGUUGCUCUCCGAGUUUAGGAGAGAUACAGGUCUAUGGUCUGAUGGUGAAACGGAAAUCGCACUUGUAUUACAUUCCGGAACCUAUGCUAUUAAAACACAUCUUCCGAGAUCUCCAUAAGGCCUGGUUUAUUUGUGUGGAGGCAAGAGCUGUAAACAGUUCAAGUGAGCAAUGUGUUUCCAGUGGAAUUCGUGAAGCAGUAGUUGUGAAUUGCUCUGCUUCUGAUCGAGCCGUCGAAGGAAUACUCUGGUCAAGAAAAGACGGAGAACCAGAGGAAUCUCUUGGAAAACAUGUCCCAGGAGCGGAUGUUUCGACUUCCGGGAGCAAUGAAGCAGUCAGCUUCUCGGUUUUCGCUUCCAGAAUGCUCGAAUCUGAGCAAGUGUGCUUUGACAAUAGAGGAGGAACUUGUGGUUUUAAGACACCUGACCCUGGAACCAAACCUCCAUUGUCAAUGUCAGAAGCUAAAACAGAAGGAAAGCAGCGUUGGCAGUUGGGGAAGGAUCGGACAGAAAGCGAGAAGGUUAGAAAGAAACUACUUGCGGCAGCUAACAACAUCAGAAUGCAAGGAAAGAUGCAGAAGAUCCCUUCAGCAAUGUCGUUUAUCUGCAGAAGCAAGAGUGGAAGAAGAAGAGGAGGAAGAUUUACAGGUCGUACAGUAAUCGCAUCUCUUGCUAAGUUUCUAGUCUUUCAGAUACCAGAGACAGAGUGACGUGAACAAGAAGGGAGCUCUGGUUACCACCAUAAGCAUAUAAGCAAGUACAUGUGUAGUAGGAGAAUGCGUACGGAUGUGUCUUGCAGACAUGCAAGUGAUUCUUUGUGCAGUUUGAUAAAAUAUUGAAAUAGAGAAAGGGACACUACACAAAACGGUUCAACAAGUGUGAUCAUUACAUCUCAUAGUCUAUAUUGUUCUGUAUAGUUUAAAACUAUUUAUGUAUAUGUAUAUAUAGAUUCUGACAGACCACUGAUUUGUGGUUUUCUA